Molecule: messenger RNA, 1233 nt
Organism: Trypanosoma conorhini
Lineage: Eukaryota; Euglenozoa; Kinetoplastea; Trypanosomatida; Trypanosomatidae
Product: 2OG-Fe(II) oxygenase
Exons: 1
Coding region: 1-1233 (410 amino acids)
Molecular function (GO): dioxygenase activity
Source: RefSeq, a predicted model, not a curated record
AUGCGUCGCACGCUAUGCCGCCUCUCAACGCUCGUCAAGAUAGGCCGUGGGGCGGAGAACGUGACGGAGACGGCUAGCAACGCCCUCCUGGAGUCGCUCCAGUUGCACGGCUACUGCUACGUGCAGCACCCAUUCAUUCAAAAGGAAAUCUUGGAUCAGCUUCACCGCGACAACCGCAUCUUCUUUGAACGCUACAUCGUGGGCACCGCCGUCGCCGCGCAGCAGCAGCCGCCCCUCAUGCCUCUCUCGCCGUACGAGCUGGAGAGCAUCAAGACGCCCUCCGGGUUUCGUGGCUACUACCGCUACGUCGGCGCCAGUGGGCUGGAUGACGCCAUUGAGUGCUUCUCCAUCGGUCGCGAGGUGGAGGCCCCGGCGGAAUUGCGCGAGGCGUACUACAAACUGAGCGGCUGGAGCGAGGAGGAGUACAAGCCGCUCAUUAGCCGACAGACGCCCUGGCAGGUGCUGCUUAACCGCCCCCACGUCGACACGGGCAGCCCCAGCACCGACACCUUCAUGGCCGACUACCGCGAGAUGAUGUUGGCCUACUACGACCUCUGCGCCGAGGUCUCACUGGACGUGCUGCGGCACAUCAGCUGCGGAUUAGGCGUGCGCCCAUCGAAUCCGCAGGGCGGUCCGGACCCGGAGAGCGGCUACGACCUCGACUUCUUCACCCCCUUUCACAACAAGCUGGACUUUGACCUGCAGGCAAAGUACUACCCGCAGCUUGGGCAGGUGACGCGCAUGAAUAACGGUGUGGAGAUUAAAAACGCGCGCUCCGCCGCAAACCCGCAUGGGGCAAAAGUGCUGCGCCGCAAAGGCGCCCUCGCCCAGCCCCUGCUGAAGGAAGGUGCGGCGGAGGCAAGCGGAGACGUGACCGUCCGCCUCGACACACACAAGGACCUGAGCACCAUCACCCUCCUAGCGCAGGACGCCCUCGGCGGGCUCGAGGUGUGGGACGACGAGGAGGAAAAGUACGUCGCCGUGCCUGUCCUCAACGACGCGCUGCUCGUCAACGCGGGCAUGUUCCUGGAAAAAUGGACCGGCGGACUGCUGGAGGCCACACCACACCGCGUGCGAAACGUGAAGGAGGGCCGCAGCCGCUGCAGCGUGGUCUUCUUCUGCCUGCCCAACCACGACGCGAAUGUGGAGCCGCUGCUGCAGCAGGAUGAGACCGACGCGCUGGACGCCCAGGAGGAGUUCUACGCCGGGGAUCUGAUGCCAACCUCCCAGUGA